Messenger RNA from Cylindrotheca closterium, 1497 nucleotides. NCBI's taxonomy places the organism in Eukaryota, Bacillariophyta, Bacillariophyceae, Bacillariales, Bacillariaceae. The record is from the annotation of a GenBank genome assembly.
AUGAGCGUGGCGAUUGCAUCAUCAGCUUCCAGAACCACCUCCUCCACUUCUUCCACUUCCACUUCCAAUCAUAAUAACAACAAUUCCCAGAACGACCAACAAAUCGGACUAAACGAUCUCAAUCGCAACAAAAUGUCACCCAAAGAUGUCGCUAAUGCAAUUGAUUACGCACACCGAGAGUCCGUCGAAAAUCUCUUGACCAAAAACUCGGAGGAUGAUAGUCACCGAAUGAAGGAUGAGGAUUUGAACAGAUUACGAAAACUUCCAGGGAAUGACGCUUGCAUUGAUUGUGGAGAGAAGGAUCCCAUUUGGGCAUCGGUCAAUUUGGGCAUUUUUGUCUGCCUGUCGUGUUCGGGGUCGCACCGAGCAUUGGGAACACACGUAUCCUUUGUCAGAUCCGUUCAAAUGGAUUCUUGGUCGGACAUACAACUAAAGAAAAUGUACAAUGGAGGAAAUGAUGAAUGUGCUGCCUUUUUGAAAAAACAUGGGAUUGCAUCCGAUUCUUCCCUGAAAGAAAAGUAUGAUUCUCGAGCCGCCUACGGGUUUCAAAAGGUGCUGCUUGCGAGAAUCAAUGGAGAACCGGAACCUACGGAAUUGCCAGAACUCCCCAAGAAAAAGCCAAUCAAGCGUCACUCUUUGAAGCUGGAAGGCUUUGGCAGUGCCCCUCGUGAUUCACAACAAAGGAAGGGACUCUUUCAAAGAAUUAGAACCAUGUCCAUGAACGACGAUGGGACACCAUCCCCGCCACCAAUGCCAACUACUAGUGCUCUUUCCUCGGGCAACAUUGGUGAGUUGCCUGGAAAGGCCAUUCCGCAACAACCCGAAGAUAUCUUUACCAAACUUGGUUUCGGUCCAGCCUCGAUUGGAUCCAUCUCGGAUGUGGAUCUGAGUGAACAUGGCGGCGGUGGUGGUGUUGAUAGAAGCGAACGAAAUUUGAUUGAGGAUGGUGACAAUAAAAGUACGGAUGAGGAGGAUGAAUUCAAUAUUGAUGACCUUGUCAACCAAAUUGUAGAAGACAAUGACAUGUCUUCGACCGUCAGUCGUUGGAGCAAGGCACAACGGGAAUCUAUCGAAAAGAACAUUGAGGAGCAAGGAGAUAAGGCAGAAAAUGAAGAAGGAAACAUCUUUCAUCGACUCAGUCGCUCCAGUUGGUUUGCAGGAGGAAACAACCAAAAUGGAACAGAUGGUAAGAGUCCAAUGGAAAAGUUGGAAGAGGAGAUUCGAAAAAUUGAACACGAUGACAUCAUGUCCAUCAUUCAAGAUGAUAAUGACACCAUCACCACUACUACCGGCACGGAAACGGACACGACCAUGGCAUCUCAAAGUCCAGUGGCACCCGAAGCGCCAUUAACAGGAGGUGAUGAUAAUGAUGAAAUCCUCGCGUCUCCCCCGGGAGGCUUCUUUCGCAAAGUCAGUCGGACCAUUAGCGGUACUAAAACAUUACGAGACACAAAGGAUGCUGAGGCGGCACUGGAUAAAUUCAUGGAUGACCUAUAA